Molecule: messenger RNA, 1487 nt
Organism: Zingiber officinale
Lineage: Eukaryota; Viridiplantae; Streptophyta; Magnoliopsida; Zingiberales; Zingiberaceae
Product: bifunctional aspartokinase/homoserine dehydrogenase 1-like
Exons: 12
Coding region: 88-1266 (392 amino acids)
Biological process (GO): aspartate family amino acid biosynthetic process
Molecular function (GO): aspartate kinase activity; homoserine dehydrogenase activity
Source: RefSeq, a predicted model, not a curated record
CAAACAGCUAAACUAACGCCACCUGAAAUUCGCUACCUGAUUUACAAGUUGCAAGCGUUUAGCGCAGUUUGCAGUUCGACCCAGCCGAUGGCGACGGUGUCGAGGAGAAGCGAGAUGACGAAGGCCACAUCAAGCAUCACCAUCCCCGUUUUGCUGUUGGGCUGUGGAGGCGUCGGCCGCCACCUUCUACACCACAUCGUCGCCUGCCGCGACCUUCACUCCAAGAUGGGGUUGGUCCUCCGAGUGGUGGGGGUUAGCGACAGCCGAUCUCUGCUCUUGGUGGACGAUGUUGCUACCGGGGGCUUUGAAGAUGCGUUAUUGACCGAGAUUUUCCGGCUAAAAUCCUCUUCAGGUUCAUCUUUUUCGGACCUUCAUGAUCUAGGACGUUGUCAAUUAGUUAAGGGUGCAGAAGUUACUACUAAUAUUAUCAAAGUUGCAGGUCUACUGGGAAAAUUAACUGGCUUAUCAGUUGUUGAUUGUACUGCUAGUCCUGAGACAGUGCACAUGUUAACUAAGGUCAUUGACUUUGGCUGUUGCAUCAUACUGGCAAAUAAAAAACCACUUACUUGCACAAUUGAGGAUUAUGACAGUCUAAUUUCAAACAUACGCCGUAUUCGAUUUGAAUCAACUGUUGGAGCAGGCCUUCCAAUAAUAGCUUCCAUUACUCGUGUACUUGGAUCUGGAGAUCCCAUCUAUCGUAUCAUUGGAAGUUUAAGUGGUACACUUGGUUAUGUUAUGAGUGAAAUAGAGGAUGGUAAGCUACUUAGUGAAGUUGUUUUAGCAGCUAAAUCCCUUGGGUACACAGAACCAGAUCCUCGUGAUGACCUUAGCGGGCUGGAUGUUGCCAGAAAGGCACUAAUACUUGCUCGACUUCUUGGAUGGAGAAUUGACAUGGAUGACAUACAGGUGGAAAGUUUAUAUCCGAAGGAACUUGGGCCAAAUUCAAUGUCCACGGAGGAUUUCCUUAGAACUGGCAUUCUUUCACUCGAUAGAGGUAUUCAAGAAAGAGCUAAUGCAGCUUCAUCCAGAAGUAAAGUCCUUCGAUAUGUUUGUGUUAUUGAAGGGUCAAGGUGUCAGGUUGGUCUUCAAGAGCUUCCAAAAGAUUCUCCAUUGGGAAGAUUGAGAGGAAGUGACAAUGUGGUGGAAAUCUACAGCAGGUGUUACAACAAAUCUCCCAUGGUAAUUCAGGGAGCCGGAGCAGGCAAUGACACUACAGCAGCCGGAGUCCUUGCUGACAUCGUUGACCUUCAAGAUCUUUUCCAUUGAGUUUCAUGCAUCUGUCGAUAGAAUCUGCCGUGGCCUUCAUGUUGGCGCAUUGAACUGUCAUUCUUAGGCACAUCUCGCUGACUGAUCUGGAAACACAGGGAUAUAAUAUGACUCUUGCCUGGAAAUUUUGCAAUCCAUAGUUUGGUUCUGAUUGUAGAAUCUAUGGUUGGAUAAACUUCGGAGAUGUCAAAAUAGGUCUACUUGGUUGGCAUUUUUCACUA